GAGGAGGAUCAUAUUGUGAGUGAUCAGAGAUGCAGUUCUCCGUAGGCCUAUUUCUGAGCAGAGUUUUGAAUUAUUUGGAGGCGCUGAAGGAGCAGGGAUGAAACUGCAAUAGUCAAUGAAAGACGUAACAUAAGUGUUGACCAGGACUUCUGCACUGAGAGCAGGGAAGAGAAAGCACAGCAGGCCAUAACUCACUGUUCAACAACACAAGUAGGUAUGUCAGUACCAGGCUCUGGGGCCGACCCACUCACAACCAACCAGCCUGCUGUCUGUCGAGGAGCUGAGUUCAGCAUGGAUCAGAUGGACUACUCUCUAAGACCAGGAGUUUUCUGGACACUGCUUCUGAUUUUAUUCAACUCGACACCAUCAAACCAGGAGUGCAUCGCAGGGAAGCCCAUCGUGGACCCCCCCGGUCUGGUGGUGAAGUACGGAGACCCAGCCACAGCAACCUGUCGUACACCUUACGACGUGGACGUCAUAGGCUGGAAUGCAACAGUGGGAGCUGCAAGUGAAGAGAACACACAGCAGCUGGUCUGGACCGUGCCCAGCGUGACUGACUGGUCACUGGGCAGAGGCAUAACAUGUGUCACCAGUUCAAUGGAACAUGGGCAAUGCCAGACCCAUCUCCCUAUCACCAUUUACAAAAUUCCUGAGCGUGUGACCCUUGUCUUGUUAUACCCCCCUGUGCCACUGAUUGAGGGGAGGGUCUACACCCUCUACUGUAUGGUCCGCAACGUCGCCCCUCUCGCUAACCUCACCGUGAGGUGGUUCGGAGGAGACAAAGAAUGGGCGAACGCGGACAUCAUUUCGGUGGAGGGUGAAGAGGUCGCCAUGGUGAAGUUUCGCCUACUUAUCACAGCUUCCAGUGAGGACCACAGAGCCUCCUACAGUUGUGCUGCCCAACUGGAUCUGAACACAGCUGAGCCCAUUCCUGACACCAGAUCGAAUAGUGUCCUACUGGAAGUAUUGUAUAAACCCAGGGUGGUUAACGCCAGUAUGGAUGUGUCCCUCAAACCAGAGAGUAGGCUGGACCUGAUUUGUGAGGGUGAAGGCAACCCUAGCCCCUCGUAUCUAUGGAAACACAAUAGGGCAGUUUUGGCCAGUGAGAACAAAACAACUCUCUCGAUCGAGUCCGUCAGCUGGACCCACGCUGGAGUUUAUGAGUGCAUCAUCACUAACACUCAAGGAGACGUUACUGUCAGCAUUAAGGUCGAUGUUGAAGUGCCUUCUUUGACAGUCACUGGAGUCUUAGUGUGGAUAGCAGGGAUAGUAGCUGCGCUGGGCGUGGGAGUGGGCGUGGGCGCUGCCAUUGUCGAGUACCGGAGGACCAAGAGGGGCCACUACCAGCUGAGGAAGCACAGGGCCAGAAGCAAAGCUGUAGAGGCAACAGCACUGCAAGAGACAGCAGCUGUGGCUCAUCAUCAGGAGAAAGAGAAAGACUACAGACCCACCUGGCUCUGAAUACAAGAGAAAAUCACUGGGUUUUGAUUUUGUCUGUUUUGGGGGUUUUUUUUUGUCUGUUUGUCUGUUCAUGUUUUAGCACUUUGAGUUGUAUGUUUGAUGAAAUCUUUUCAUUUACAGUGUGACAGGAUGGUACAAGGAUAUGAUAUGAUGGGAUGGAAAGGAAAUUUAGCAGCAAGAAGGAGGAAUAAGCAAAAGACAGAGAGAAACAGAGAGAGAGAGAGACAGAGAAAGAAAGAGAAGACUCACUCCUUCAUGUAUAGCCUGUAUUUAGGCCUACAAAUAAAGAACAAAAUGGUCAUUAGUAUGCUGCAACUGAAAUCCAGCUUCCUAGCCAUGAAAGAAGGGAAAUGCACAUAUUCUGUUUGUUAAUAUGAGUCGUUGUGCUUUCCUUAAUGGCUAUGAGAAUUAAAAAAUAUUUGUUUUUAUUAUUCAUUUCUAACCAACAUUUCACUUUGGAACAUCUCAACGAGAAUGAAAACAC
This is a messenger RNA of Alosa sapidissima (American shad), 1945 nucleotides long. RefSeq lists its product as uncharacterized. The transcript is spliced from 7 exons. Gene Ontology annotation, molecular function: integrin binding. Bases 217 to 1461 code for a protein of 414 amino acids. Lineage: Eukaryota; Metazoa; Chordata; Actinopteri; Clupeiformes; Clupeidae. Gene Ontology annotation, biological process: cell adhesion. The record is from RefSeq and is a predicted model, not a curated record.